UAUGCAUGGAUAGAAAAGUGUUAUGUGAUGAACAAGUACGAAGUUUUAGGAGUCGUAGGUGAAGGAGCCUAUGGUGUGGUGCUAAAAUGUAAAAACAAGGAGUCUGGAGAGAUGGUGGCCAUCAAGAAGUUCAAGGACAGUGAGGAAAAUGAUGAUGUUAAAAGAACCACCUUGAGGGAGCUGAAGGUCCUCCGCAUGCUGAAACAGGAGAAUAUUGUUGAGCUGCGAGAGGCGUUUAGAAGGAGAGGAAAGCUUUAUCUAGUCUUCGAAUAUGUGGAAAGGAACAUGCUGGAGGUCCUGGAAGAGAUGCCAAAUGGAGUCCCCAUAGAGAAGGCACGCCACUAUGUCUACCAGCUAUGUAAGGCUAUCCACUGGUGCCACACUAAUGACAUCAUACACAGGGAUAUCAAACCAGAAAACCUCUUAAUUGGAAAAGAUGAUAGGCUGAAAUUGUGUGAUUUUGGUUUUGCGCGUAACAUGAAUGGUCAUGGCACAGCUAACUAUACAGAUUACGUGGCCACCAGGUGGUACAGGUCUCCAGAGCUGCUGCUAGGUGCUCCGUAUGGUAAAGCAGUAGAUAUCUGGGCCAUAGGCUGUAUCCUGGGGGAGCUGAGUGACGGGCAGCCCCUGUUCCCUGGGGAGAGCGAGAUAGACCAGCUCUAUAUGAUCCAGAAAGUGAUGGGACCUCUACCUGAUGACCAGAUGCACAUGUUUUAUAAUAAUCCCAGGUUUAAUGGGCUUAAGUUUCCCUCCGUGACCCACCCCCAGACCCUGGAGAGGAGGUAUCAGGGCAUUCUGAGUGGAGUUCUCAUUGACUUUAUGAAGGUCCUCUAG
Molecule: messenger RNA, 834 nt
Organism: Lingula anatina
Lineage: Eukaryota; Metazoa; Brachiopoda; Lingulata; Lingulida; Lingulidae
Biological process (GO): protein phosphorylation
Molecular function (GO): ATP binding; protein kinase activity
Source: RefSeq, a predicted model, not a curated record